Messenger RNA from Eublepharis macularius, 2418 nucleotides. RefSeq names its product ring finger protein 214 (gene RNF214). The transcript is spliced from 16 exons. The coding region runs from base 93 to 2240 and encodes 715 amino acids. NCBI's taxonomy places the organism in Eukaryota, Metazoa, Chordata, Lepidosauria, Squamata, Eublepharidae. The record is from RefSeq and is a predicted model, not a curated record. Gene Ontology annotation, molecular function: ubiquitin-protein transferase activity.
CGCCCCUUCCUCGCAGGCCGCCAGGCAGCCAGGCCCGACCCGACCCGCCGGGCCCCCGCGCCGCCGCCGCUGCCGCGCCUCAGGGGACGGCGAUGGCCUCAUCGGAGCAGAGCCCGGAGGAGGGGGCCGCCAGCCUCUUGGCCGCCGCGGGCGCGUCAGCCCUUGCCAAAGGAUGCGCCAGUCUGCCUGCCAGCAUAAGUGACCUUUCUGUUCACCAAAACAACUGCCUGCCGCUGGCUGCCAUCCGCCCCCAUCCAACAGUCUGUGAGGACUGGGAAGAUGAUCACUCGGAGGCAGUAGAAAGGGGCCCUGGGUUGCCGGAGAAGGAUUCCUCCCUGCUGGCCGCCCAGGCUCCAGGGACUCCUGAAGAGCCUUUGCCUGCUGCCGCCGGGCUUCUCUCACAGCCUCAGGCCUGUCCCUCAAGUGAGGAGUUCUCUUUGCCCGACUCGGACAGCGCUGUGGGAGAAGAGAGUCUACAGAUGGCUCCGCUGCACCCGCAGGCGGACCUCUCCACGGACCCGGCCGGUGCCAUCAUUUGCUCCGAGACUGAGCUGGGAUCUUUGAUCUUGCAGCAUGGCAGGCGGCAGAACGGGUGCCUGGAUUUGGAAGAUGCCCCCUUGGCAGAAAGCCCUGAUCAAGACAGCUCCUCCCAGAAGUCCUCCCAGAACAUUGCAGUGCAGACUGACCUCAGGACAGCUGACCUGGAAGUGAACACAGACCAGGAUAUUGAAAAGAGCCUGGAUAAAAUGAUGUCUGAGAGAGCUUCGCUGAAGGAGCGCUACCAGGAAGUGCUGGACAAGCAAAGGCAGGUAGAGAAUCAGCUCCAGGUGCAGUUGAAGCAUCUCCAGCGACGACGGGAGGAAGAGAUGAAGAAUCACCAGGAGAUUCUGAAGGCCAUUCAAGAUGUGACUGUGAAACGGGAAGAGACCAAGAAGAAGAUGGAAAAGGAGAAAAAGGAGUUUUUGCAAAAGGAACGGGACUUGAAGGCCGAAAUUGAGAAGCUCUGCGAGAAAGGCAGGAGGUUGCUGAAGGAGCAGGAGGAGAAGGAGAACAAGAUCGUCUCCCUCAUUGCCGAACAGUCCGAGGAGAAGGAGGUCUGGGAGACAGAACUGGACAAGCUGAAGAACCAGCACAACGAAAUCAACCAGUCCAUCCUGGAGGAGACGGAGCGGGCUUGGAAAGCAGAGAUCCUGUCCCUGGAGAGCCGCAAGGAGCUGCUGGUCCUGAAGCUGGAAGAGGCUGAAAAAGAAGCUGAGCUGCACCUCACCUACCUCAAAUCAGCCCCGCCCACCCGGGAGACCAUCCAAGCAAAGCAGGAGUGGGAAAAGAGGCUGAAGAAAAUACGGAUGACCAAGGAGAGUGUCCGGGACCGGUUCAACGACCACAUCCAGCUCGUACGGAACGGUGCCAAGCUGAGCAGCCUCCCCCAGAUCCCCACCCCACCCCUGCCGCCGCCCCCGCUGGAGACAGACUUCCUGCUGCCAGCCUUCCCGUCCAAUUCCUCCCUUGCCCCUCGGCUGCCCUUCCCCAUGGGGCCAGUGCCCCUGCCCAUGGUCAUGCCAAGCGCAGACCCCCGUGUACUCUCGUUUCCUCUCCUGACUCCUUCCGUCUCCGGGCCCAGCCAGCCUCCCCCUCCCCUGCCGGCCUCUCAGGGACGGAGCAGCCCCGUGCUCUCUUCUCUGGGGGGUCCCCGCGCUGCCCCUGUGGCUGCACUUCCUCCCCCACCCGGUCUGGGCGGGGUGAAAGCAACUCUGGAAUUCCACAGACCCCCCCCAGUGGACAAGCUGGAGAAGAUCCUGGAGAAGCUGCUGGCCCGGUUCCCUCAGUGCAAUAAGGCCCAGCUGACCAACAUCCUGCAGCAGAUCAAAGCAGCACGACGCACCCUGGCAGGGCUCACCAUGGAAGAGCUGAGCCAGCUGGUGGCGACCAAGCUGGCAGAGCAAGAAAGGGUGGCAGCAGCUGGUGCACAGCCCCUUGGUCGAAUCCGUUCCUCCAUGUUCCCUGCUCCUAUGCCUCAGAUCAGCAGCCCUAUGUUUUUGCCACCUGCCCAAGUUCCCUAUGCUGGGACACCUUCACAGGCUCCCGUGGCCUGCAAACUGUGUCUGAUGUGCCAGAAACUGGUUCAGCCGAGCGACCUUCACCCCGUGGCCUGUUCCCAUGUGCUGCACAAGGAGUGCAUUAAAUUCUGGGCCCAGACCAAUGCAAAUGACGCCUGUCCGUUCUGCCCGACGCUGAAAUGACCACUGGUCGACGGAGGAUGGUGGUGGUGCUGGGAUCCCAGGAGGGGGAUCCCAGGAUUUCUACAGUUCUAUAUUUAUACAGCCAUGUAUACACAUGUACAUUUUUAUUCUAUAGGGAAUGUGUGUAUAGAAAGUCCGUAUACAUACUAGUUCAGAAUUAAAGUGUGUAUAUUACGCA